AUGCGCUACCCCGAGUGGCUCGAAAUAAGAACACCAAAAUUAAAUGAUUCAUUAAAUUCGGAAGAUGCAGAAGAAGACAUAGAUCAUCUGCUACCUCAUCACAACAAGAGAAAUGAUAAUGGGAUUGACUUUAACUCUCAACAAAAACCAUAUGGGCUUCUUUUCACAAGAGUUGUCGUCAACCUUCUCGUGGUGCUUAUCGCAUUAGCGGUCAUGAUAAUCUUCCUUCUUUUUCAGAUUUACAUGCAAGAUUCAAAGUGUUACGGUAAAUUUGAAAAUGGCUUCGACACUGAUCUUGUCGCUGCCAAAAGUCAGAUAGAAUUACAGCAAGUGUUGUUCACUGGUGGGAUUCACUUUCACCCCAAUGGAAGUGUAUAUAUAAAGGACACACCGGGGCCGAAGUAUGUGGGUACCCCAUCGCCAGAGAUUGACAAGGCAUGGGAUGACUUGCUAUAUGGCCAAAUUGUGAAUCUACCGGAAUCCGAUGUGCCCGAUGUCAAAGAUAGGACAUUCUUCCGCACUGAGUACCAGGCCUAUGAAACCGGGUUGGAUUCUGUUCAUCAACUGCACUGCAUAAACCAAGUACGGAAGGCCUUUUCACCAGAAUAUUACCCUACCUUAGACUUGAGUCCGCACGGGACAAAGAUUCACAUAGACCACUGUUUGGAUUAUCUUCGACAGAGCAUUCAGUGUAGUGCAGACAUGACACCUGUUAUCUUGUACUAUGAGCCCGCGAUCAAUAUGUCUCUCCUGCGGAUGCAAGCCCUCGAGACGAUGGACAUGGAAGUCACCAUGGCCAUGCAGGUCAUAUCUAAGAAUGUGAUGGGGCUUUCGAUUCCUGUCAUUGGGUUGUAA
Molecule: messenger RNA, 855 nt
Organism: Penicillium hordei
Lineage: Eukaryota; Fungi; Ascomycota; Eurotiomycetes; Eurotiales; Aspergillaceae
Product: oxidase ustYa family protein
Exons: 6
Coding region: 1-855 (284 amino acids)
Biological process (GO): mycotoxin biosynthetic process
Source: RefSeq, a predicted model, not a curated record